This is a messenger RNA of Plasmodium relictum, 1569 nucleotides long. RefSeq names its product conserved Plasmodium protein, unknown function. The coding region runs from base 1 to 1569 and encodes 522 amino acids. The record is from RefSeq and is a predicted model, not a curated record. The transcript has 5 exons. Lineage: Eukaryota; Apicomplexa; Aconoidasida; Haemosporida; Plasmodiidae.
AUGAGAGUUUAUCAAAAAAACAGAAAAAGUAAAAAUAGACGAAAAUGCGAUGGAAAGAAAAAUGUUGACAAUAGUAAUGGUGAUAAAAAUAUUAAAGAUAAAGACAAAAAUGGAGUGGAAAUAAAUAAUAAUGGUGAAAGUAAAAUCAAAAUUAAAAUUAUAAACCAAGAAAAUUAUUUAGAAAGUCAUAGAUCCCAAAAAAUUGACACUAAUAAAACUAAAAGUGAAAAGCAAAAUGAAUAUUAUAUGUAUGAAGAAUUAAAAAUUAAUAAAGACAUUAAAAACAGUAUAAAUUUUUAUACAUGGUUUUAUUUUUUUGAGAAUAUGAUGCUAAAACUAGAUGAUUCUUUAUGUUCACUUUUAAAUUAUUCUUAUUAUUUACUUAAUAAUGUUAAUAGUAAUAGACGUAACAUAUUGUUAAUCAAUUCUCAUUAUAAUAUAAAAAACAAUUUGAAUGAUACCAACAGUUGUACCUUAAAUUUUAAUAAUUGUUCGUAUAAAAAUAUAGAACAAGUAAUUAUAUAUAAAAAGGAAAUAAUAAAUAAUGAUAUUGAUGCCAAAGAGCUUAAUAUUAUUAAAUUUUUAAAAAAACAAAAUAUUAAAAGUAUGAUAUAUAUUAAUGAUUUUUUUGAGCCAGAUAAUAUGUCUAUUUUAUUUUUAAUUCAUACAACAGAUGAAAAUGAAAAAAAUAAUUAUAGUGAAAGAAAUUAUUUAGAAAAGAAAUUUACUGAUGAAAGUGUCAACAAAUCUCAUUACAAUGAAUAUGAUAUAUUAAAAGGAUAUGAUCUUAUUCUUUUAAGAUAUUCGUUUGAAUUUUUCUAUUUUUACAAAGAAAAAAAUGAAUAUGAAAAUGAUCAUUUUCUUCAACAAGGUAGUAUUGUCAGUAUAGGAAACGAAAAGGAAAUUAUUAAAGAUAACUCUACUGAACAUAAUAAUGAAAUAAAUGAUCAAGAAAAAGAAGAAAGUGAAAAUCAAGAUAAAAUAAUAUUGGAAAAAAAACAAUUUCAUACUAUGCUUACAUGGAAGAGUUAUUUAAAGGAUACUUAUAUAUUAAAAGAAAAUGUUGCUUUAGAUGCUUUAAAUAUUUGUUCAGGAAUGGAUGGAUAUAUUGAUGAUAAAAACUUUAAUUUUGAUGUUUUAUUAAACGAUGAAUAUUCGUAUUUAGUUCAAUAUAAAAAAAAAAUUUCUAUUUGUAGACUAAUAUACGCUGUGACAUCCUUGUUAAAAAAAAAAAUUAAGCCAAUUAUAUAUAUUCCCCAUUGGUGGUAUUAUGAAGUAGAAGAUUGCAAAAAUAAAAUUGUAGAGUCACCUGAAUUUCAUUUAUAUAUUUUUAAUGAAUUAAAAAAAGACGGACUACUAAAAAUAGGUUAUAAACAAAUAAAUUCAUUAAUAUUUACGAUGAAUGAUAAAGAUAUUGAUUUUUUUAUCAAUUUAGCCAUGAAAAAUGACGCCAUACUUUGUACAAAUAAUAAUGAUAUAAUUAAAUAUUAUUUUAAUAUUAAUGAAAAGGCCAAAGUUUCGAAAUUUAUUUCAAAAGGAACUUUUUUUGUACUUACAAACUUUCUUUAA